GAAUCGUUCGAUACAUAUAUUUACUAAUUUUAAAAAUAACGCACAAAAACUCUCAGACCGAAUAACAUAUUGUAAAAGAAAGUAAGCGUUUUUAAGCGAAUAUAGGUAAUCAUACAUAUUAAAUACGAGUUUCAAUGUCCGUAAUAAAAAGAAUCACAUUAGGAGAAGAAAUGAAAAAAAAUCCGCAAUUGAUACUAUCCGAUGUACAAUCAUUGAGAGAGUGGUGCGAGAAACAACCGCACUUGCCAAAAAUCGAAGACAGCUUUCUCGCUUUGUUUCUUCACAGCAAUUACUAUCAAAUGGAACCAACAAAAAACACAAUUGAGAAUUAUUAUACUACAAGAACGCAUUUACCAGACAUUUUUUGCAAUAGGGAUUCACUUCAAGAAAAAGGAUUACAACAAAACUUCAAAAAUCUGGCUAUUUUCCCUCUGAAUGGAUUAACAAAGGAUGGCUAUAAGAUGAUAUUUGUAACAUUACUGGAGAGUGAUCCUUCCUUCUAUAAUCAGAAUAUCAGUUCGAAACAUAUCUUGAUGUUAAUCGACGUACAUUUACUGCUGGAUGGUACAAAUAAUGGUUAUGUUUUCAUAAUAGACGCUAGCAAAUUUUCUUUCGGUCAUAUUGCGCGAUCGAAUCUAUUGGGAAUUAAGAAUCAUCUAUACUACAUUCAAGAAGCAGCGCCAAUACGUUUAAAAGAAAACCAUGUUAUAAACGCGGCACCCGCCGCAGAAUUGUUAUUCAACAUGGGAAAGCCUUUCAUGAAAAGCGAGUUAAUAGACACAAUACAUUUUCACUCAUCGUUAGAGAGCCUUUCUGAAUAUAUCCCAGUGGAUGCAUUACCAACCGAAACAGGUGGAAAAGCUGGUUCCGUGCACAAACUAGCUGAAAUUCAAGAGAAAAAAUUCGAAGACUAUCGCGAAUGGUUCCUGUUGGAUGAAUCAACCAGACGCGUUAACGAAGCAUUAAGAAUUGGCAAGAGCAAAACAGUAAAUGAUUUGUUUGGUAUAGACGGUAAUUUUAAAAAACUUGAUAUAGAUUAAUAAAUAUUUAUAACUU
Molecule: messenger RNA, 1056 nt
Organism: Cyphomyrmex costatus
Lineage: Eukaryota; Metazoa; Arthropoda; Insecta; Hymenoptera; Formicidae
Product: alpha-tocopherol transfer protein-like
Exons: 3
Coding region: 135-1040 (301 amino acids)
Cellular component (GO): membrane
Molecular function (GO): phosphatidylinositol bisphosphate binding
Source: RefSeq, a predicted model, not a curated record